ACACUUCUUCGAACAUCCAACGUCGCACGUCACCUCGAUACACCUCAUUACGCGCCACCUAUCACCUUCGCAUUCGUCGAGCUCGGCUCUUGACUGCACCUCAGUUGCACGAGGGCACAUUGACGGGGCGCAUCACAGGAGUCAGUCAAGGUAGGCCAUCAUGCCCGGCGUGAUAGUCGAAAGCCAACCUGCAACCAAGGCGCGCAAGCCAACCAAAAAUGAGCAGCGACGAGCGAAGAAGAAACAGCAGAAGCGCGAGGUUUCGGAAACCCCAGCGCCCGCAGGAGAUGCAGCGCUUGCUGGCCGCUCAGAGACCACCGAGCCCGCACAGCCGGUAGCCCCCGCUGACGAUGACCCGAUACAAAACGUGCCAGCGAUUGAGCCGCAGGAUGAUCUCCCAAUCGACGACCCGCUGUACUCGCAGUUCGCCGACAUCUUUGCAAAGUUCAAAGAGGAGAACAAGGAGGAUCCGGCGCUGAAAGAGCCAGAGAAGCCAGAAGUAUUCUAUGAUGACGAUGACAAUAUCCAAGAUGAGGACGAGGAAGAGGAGACGAAGCAGCGAUUAUCAAAGAAAGCGCGGAAAGCUGCUAACAAGCUGAGUAUUGCUGAGCUGAAAGCGAUUGUGCGGAAGCCGGAAAUCGUGGAGUGGACCGACACAUCAGCACAAGAUCCGCGAUUACUCGUCAACAUCAAGAGUGCCCGGAACGUCGUACCUGUCCCAUCACACUGGAGUUUGAAGAGGGAGUACCUGAGCAGCAAGCGAGGUAUCGAAAAGGCGGGUUUUGCGCUGCCAAAAUUCAUUGCGGAGACCGGCAUCUCGGAAAUGCGCGACGCUGUCCUUGAGAAGCAGGCAGAGGCAACGCUAAAGCAAAAGGCGAGAGAGCGCGUGUCUGGUAAAACGGGCAAGCUCGAUAUUGAUUACCAGAAACUCUACGAAGCGUUCUUCCGAAGACAGACGAAGCCGUCACUCACGCGAUACGGCGAGGUGUACUAUGAGGGGAAAGAGUUUGAAACAAACUUGAGGCACCUGCGACCUGGAGAGCUCAGCGAAGAGCUCAAGGAAGCACUGAACAUGCCGCCUGCCUCACCGCCGCCGUGGCUCAUAAAUCAGCAGAAGAUCGGACCACCGCCCUCAUAUCCUGCGCUGAAGAUUGCGGGACUCAAUGCGCCACCACCUCCAGGAGCGUCAUGGGGCUUUCAUCCAGGAGGUUACGGAAAGCCGCCGGUCGAUGACGAGAACCGGCCCUUGUUCGGAGGCGAUGUGUUUGGGCUUUCAGAACUGAAGGAGGACAAAGACAAGGCUGGCGGAGCCGUGGAGCCAGUGGACAAGUCGUUGUGGGGUGAGCUGCAGCCGCCAGCUGACGAUGAAGAGGAAGAAGAAGAAGAGGACGAAGACGAGGAGGAGGAAGAUGAGAACGAGGACGAGUCUGGUACGCGCACGGGUCUUGAAACACCCUUUGGUGGAACGGAAACUCCGGGCGGCUUUACGAGCACAGUGCCUACCGACUUCCCACGUGGCGUCGACGAUGUGACAUUACGCAAGCAGCGAUUCGGUACAGAAACAGAGGCAUCGAGCCAUCCGCGGUCGGCUGGAACUGUAUUGAACGAGCGAUCCAUUCGCGCGGAAGGAUUCUUUGGCGGAGAACGUGCGUAUGAUCUUUCCGGUAAGUCAGGUCCUCCAUCCAAUGUACCUGUGCUUGGACAGGAGCAACGCGGCAACAAGAGAAAGGCUGGCGACGUAGAUGUGUCAAUGGACGUGGAAGCACUGGUCAGAGAUGGCAAAAUGACCAAGGAGGAUUUGCAGAAGAUGUACGAGGCUCAGAGGGCGGAACAGAGUGGAUGGCAGGGUGGAGCCGCAGGGGAGGAUCUGAGCGGGCUUGUGGCGGAGGAGAGUGCGAAGAGACAGAAGCGGGAGAAGGAGCGAGCACAGAGAGGCAGAGGACGGUAAUGCUGCGCAGGCGAAGAGGAAAUUUGAACCAAAAGGGUACCCGUUGAUCAGUGGAGACUCGAUUCGGCAGAGGUGGAAGUGUAUAUGAUGUUGAAAAGCAAAGCCAGGAGGACUUCACACAGGGUAGAAAAAGUGGUACUUGGCGUGGCAUUAUACAUACUCAGUGGAGAGGCGACGGCUGGACAGGAUGGGAAAGACAGCAGUGAGCAUAGCACGAGCGUUGGACGAAUGUGGGAGCAUCGAAACAACCGAAACCACUGCGAAUGACUGCGAAAUCGAUAUGGAUUACUUCUCUACGGGAGUCUGAUGACCCAAAGUCCGUGAUGCGUCGGAGCUGGGGAGGUCUUGGCGCGGCAUCCCGACUGCUGACUUUGCUUUGGGGUUAAGAUU
This is a messenger RNA of Cercospora beticola, 2338 nucleotides long. RefSeq lists its product as uncharacterized. The record is from RefSeq and is a predicted model, not a curated record. Lineage: Eukaryota; Fungi; Ascomycota; Dothideomycetes; Mycosphaerellales; Mycosphaerellaceae. Gene Ontology annotation, cellular component: nucleus.